AUGGGCGACUUCAUCCAUCCAGGUCUCUGGCACACCCACGACCAUCUUGAACGCAUCAGACUUGGUGUCAAGAACGGUGAAGAACCGUGGGCCUCGGCUUACGCCAAUUUCAGCGCCAACACUUAUUCUCAAGCCAAUUAUCAAAUCCAAGGACCGAAGUCGGUAAUUUGCCGUGGGUCUUGCAGCAACUUCACCUCCUUCUCCAAUGAUGUGCGCGCCGCGUACCAAAACGCCCUGAUGUGGUACAUCACGAGGGACCAAGGCCACUGGGACAAGGCCACGACCAUCUUGGACGAUUGGGGUGGCAAUCUGACCAACAUCAUCGGAACGGAUACCUCGCUGCUGGUCGGACUCGAAGGCGAUAUGUUUGCCAACGCGGCCGAGAUCAUGCGGUGGGAGGGCAACUGGACCGAGCGUGGAGCCAAAGCAUCGGGCACGAGUGGCUUCUCCAACCAGCUGUACUGGCUGUUUGCGAAGCAAUCCAUAAACGUCGGACAGGCCAACUAUGGCAUGGUCAGUAUCAAGGCCAUGCUGUCGUUUGCCGUUUACCUGGACGAUGUGGCCCUGUACAACUACGCGUUCUACCAGUACUCAAACGACCCCUGCGCCGGCAUCUAUGCCAACUUCCACACUGCAACGGGGCAAAGUGCCGAAACUGGUCGCGACCAGGGACACUCCAAGGGCGGGCUCGGCUGGGCGGCAGAGGCUGCCAGAGUCAUCCAGUCUCAGGGCUUCGACGUGUACGGUUACGGCGAGAACCUGCUUCUCAAGGCCUCAGAGUACAUCGCCAAGUACAACCUUGGGGAAGACAAUGUCCCCUACGACCGCAAGUUCUACCGCUGCGAGGCAGUUCUUGUCAACGGACCGGGCGUUCGCCAGAGCCCGGCCGUCUUUGACAUUGUCUACUACCAGUACGUCGUGAAGCGCGGCCUGCAUGCCCCCUGGACUGUCAAGAUGAAGAAUGCUGUCGAUCAGAUCGGCGGCGAGGUCUCUGGUGGAAGCGAUCACCCGGGAUGGGGUGACCUGAUCUGGUCGUACCCAGGCAAGGGACGCUUCAGAAACAACGACAGCAGGACUAUCUGGGGCGGUGGCAGCAUUGGACCAAACGGGCUGGGGAAUAUAAACGCCUAG
This is a messenger RNA of Canariomyces notabilis, 1131 nucleotides long. RefSeq names its product chondroitin AC/alginate lyase. Lineage: Eukaryota; Fungi; Ascomycota; Sordariomycetes; Sordariales; Chaetomiaceae. The transcript has 6 exons. The coding region runs from base 1 to 1131 and encodes 376 amino acids. The record is from RefSeq and is a predicted model, not a curated record.